Messenger RNA from Gossypium arboreum, 2071 nucleotides. RefSeq names its product U-box domain-containing protein 30-like. The record is from RefSeq and is a predicted model, not a curated record. The coding region runs from base 671 to 2005 and encodes 444 amino acids. NCBI's taxonomy places the organism in Eukaryota, Viridiplantae, Streptophyta, Magnoliopsida, Malvales, Malvaceae. Gene Ontology annotation, molecular function: ubiquitin protein ligase activity. Gene Ontology annotation, biological process: protein ubiquitination. The transcript has a single exon.
AAAAUUCAAAAAUAUAAGAUAUAAGAUAUAAAAUUGAAAAAUACGAAAUCCGCGAGUCACUAAUAGCACAAUUAUCCCAAAUUUAUUUAUUUAUUUAUUUUUUGCGCAGUAUUAGAGGAGAGGAACUGUGCCAUUGUACAAGUUAGAUUGUUAAAUUCUCCAAUAAUCUCUUCUUUUCUUUUUAUAAACAAAUUCCAUGUCCUUGUUUUGCUUUUGAUUGUUCUUUACCAUUUUCUCCUUUUUAGCUGAUAUGGGUCUGGGAUUGUGAUGAUUUCAGCUCCCUUUUUUGUUUAAGAUUCUUGAUUUCAGUAGUGAUAAAGAGCUAUAGUAUUAGAAGAUUGCAUUUUUUGUACUAUUAUUUCUUUAAUGAUGGUGAUGGUUUUAGUGGUGAAGGAGGAGGUUUCGUUUUUGACCAGACAAAGGGAUCAAAUAAAGCAAACGACAAUGAAAAGUAAAAGAAUGGGGAAGAAAAUAUGUCCCCUUUGAUUGGCAUUGUGGCUUCUUGUUUUACUGGGUGUGGUUUUUGUCUUCUUCAAGGCUAGUUCUCUUGUAAAUUAGCUCUCUCUCUCUCUCUCUCUCUCUCUCUCUCUCUCUCUCUCUUGGAAACAAAAAGAAAAAGGGUCCUUGUUAGAUUCUUUAGCAUCUCCAAAAGGGUGUUUAAAGAAAGCUAAUGUAUCAACCUUCCAGUCGAAAAGAAGCUGACAUGAGGCUUGAUAGCCAAGUUCUAGAUCUAGAAACGGCUGUAAAAGAUGGGAUUUUGGGAGGAAAUUGUGGGGUGAUAUCCACUGGUUUUGGUUUAAAGAAAUUGGAUCUGAAGUUAAUGGUCGAAGAGCUUGAGUCCAUUGAUAUGCCUACGGUUUUCAUAUGUCCAAUUUCUUUGGAGCCAAUGCGAGACCCUGUGACCCUUUGCACUGGUCAAACCUACGAGAGAUCCAACAUUGUUAAAUGGUUCUCAUUAGGCCAUUACACAUGUCCCACCACAAUGCAAGAGCUUUGGGAUGAUUCGGUGACUCCAAAUAAAACCCUUCAGCAGCUAAUUUAUAGUUGGUUUUCACAGAAGUAUUUGGCUAUGAAGAAGAGGUCAGAGGAUGUGCAAGGAAGGGUCAAAGAGGUUUUGGAGAAUUUGAAGAAAGUUAAGGGUCAAGCUAGAGUUCAAGCACUUAAAGAGCUUAGGCAAGUGGUUCAAGCUCAUGGGACAGCUUUGAAGACUGUAGCGGAAAAUGGAGGCAUUGCUUUCAUUUCAUCUUUGCUUGGUCCUUUUACAACCCAUGCUGUUGGCUCAGAGGUGAUUGGUAUUCUUGUGAACUUCAAUCUUGAUUUAGAUUCCAAGUCUGAUUUGUUGCAACCUGCUAAAAUAUCUUUGAUAGUUGAUAUUUUAAAUGAAGGGUCGAUUGAGACCAAGAUUAACUGUACUAGGUUGAUUGGAAUGUUGAUGGAAGGGAAUGAUUUUGCAUCCCAAAAUGUUGCAAGUUUGAGUCUUUUAGUUGGUUUGUUGAGGUUAGUGAAAGAUAAAAAGCACCAAAGUGGGGUUUUAUCUGGACUCAUUUUACUCAAAACAGUUUGUUCUAAUGAAUCAGUUAGGAACUCUUUUGUCAAUGUUGGGGCAGUCCCUCAAUUGGUUGAAUUGAUGCCUGGUUUGAACAAUGAAUGUUUGGAAUUAGUCCUUCGUAUAUUGGAACUUUUGUCAAGUAUUCCAGAAGGAAGAUUGGCUCUAAAAGAUUGUCCAAAUACCAUACCAAAUGUGGUGAAAUUAUUGAUGAAAGCUUCUGAAAACUGUACUCAGCUUGCAUUGUCAAUACUCUGGUCCAUAUGCAAGUUUGCACCAGAGGAAUGCGCUUCACUUGCUGUUGAUGCUGGUCUAGCUGCAAAGCUCCUUCUAGUUAUACAGAGUGGUUAUGAUCCCGUGUUGAAGCAACGGUCGGCCGAGUUAUUGAAACUGUGUAGCCUAAAUUUCACUGAUAACAUCUUUAUUUCCAAGUGUAAGCUUACACGAACUAUUGAAUGAACUUUCUGGUUUGGUUCCCUUGUCCAAUAUAACAAAUGGGGUUGAUGAGCAACCAGCUUUGGAGAA